CCUAGUCGUUCAUUCAGAUAUAAGAUUUUAUUGUGCCUUUCGCAUCAGUCUUUUCAACUCAAUAUUACAACUGCCUGUGAUCAUCCACGCUUACAUUCCCAUUGGCACCGGGCCAACUGAACCCUACGAACCGCAGAUUUCCUUAAUUAUCUUUAAUAUGUCGGCCGAUCAAGAGUUUGAAUUCAAACAGUGGCUCUCCAGGAGCUGCCAUCCUAUCAUAGAUGGCAUGGAUACUGCGUACGGUUAUCAGCCGUCGCUGGCUGCAGGCGUCGUCUUCCUUGUUCUUUUUGGUCUCUCGAUGAUCGUUCACACAAUCCAGUUUACGUGGAAAAGAACCUGGUGGUGUGCUGUCUUCAGUAUUGGUUGUCUGACGGAGGUCCUAGGCUGGGCUGGACGUACCUGGUCCUCAGAAUGUCCCUACAAUAUGACAGCCUUCCUGAUGCAAAUAUCCACCCUAAUCAUCGCUCCCACAUUCUUCACAGCAGGUAUUUACGUCCUCCUUGGCCGCUUCAUCCAAAUCCUCGGCCGCGACUCCUCCAUCCUCAGCCCGAAAAUGUACCUCUGGAUCUUCUGCACCUGCGACGUCAUCUCGCUCGUCAUCCAAGCCAUAGGCGGCGGCAUCGCCUCCGCCGAAACGAACAAGGAAGACGGCGACACAGCUCCCGGCACCCAUAUCAUGGUCGCUGGUAUCGUCUUCCAACUGUUCUCGAUUACCGUCUUCGUCGCCUGCGCCGCCGAUUUUGUCCGCCGCGUCCUCCGCCGUCGUCUUCUGCAGAACAUGAGCGGAUCCAUCACCCCCUUAUUCGCCGCUAUGGUCUUCUCCGUGCUCUGUAUCUACGUCCGAAGCAUCUACCGUACCAUCGAGUUGUCGCAGGGUUGGACUGGGUAUCUGAUUACCCGGGAGAAGUACUUCAUUGCGCUUGAUGGCGCGAUGAUGGUGGCUGCUGUUGGCGUGUUCAAUAUCUUCCAUCCUGGCUGGUUGAUGCCGAGUACCAAGGCCAUGCAGUAUGACCGGGAGAUAAUGUCUGAGGAUGGCUAUGGCCAUACUACUGAACUUCGGUGAAGUACUGCGUUCCUUUAUCCUUUCCUUUUCUUUUUUGUUUUUACGUCUUGGUUGGAGUCAGCAUUGUUGUUUUUCUUGUAUAGCGAGUGCUUAGAUUCUAG
Aspergillus caelatus is the source of this 1164-nucleotide messenger RNA. RefSeq names its product RTA1 domain-containing protein. The transcript has 3 exons. Bases 158 to 1063 code for a protein of 301 amino acids. Gene Ontology annotation, cellular component: plasma membrane; fungal-type vacuole. NCBI's taxonomy places the organism in Eukaryota, Fungi, Ascomycota, Eurotiomycetes, Eurotiales, Aspergillaceae. The record is from RefSeq and is a predicted model, not a curated record.